Brenthis ino (lesser marbled fritillary) is the source of this 894-nucleotide messenger RNA. The record is from the annotation of a GenBank genome assembly. Lineage: Eukaryota; Metazoa; Arthropoda; Insecta; Lepidoptera; Nymphalidae.
AUGCGCUUAACCAUUGAUCCCCUGAAAAGUUCCACUGAGGCUCAUUCCGCUGGUGAUAAUCUACCGCAAGUUUGGUCAGACUGCAAAUCCGCAAUGGGCCUGCGAGGAGUUCUGGUUAUGGCGCUAAGCAUCGUCGGGGCGAUGGCGUUUAUCCCCCAUGGUUCUAUUGGGGAAAAGGAGCAUAUGCUAACCGCAGCUUUGCUUCGUGAGGUAGUCGAGCGUAUGGGCAAAGACUUCAACGAAGCAGCGUCAUCGUACCUCGAGUUCCCAUCGAACGAGAGGCACCUAGCGUUGAUGUCUCGCGCCAACAAAGACCUGGAGAACGAGCAGCUGGACUACGACUCGCUCAUCGACGGCAACCCCAGCCCGAGCUUGCGCGACCAAGAGUAUUUGCAGCACAGUUCAUUGUGGGGCCACCAGUACGUGACCGGUGGCGCGGGAGAGGGUGAACAGCGCCUGCAGCCAUCAGGCCUUGUGCCUAACCGUCAGAUGAUAAAAACUGACGCAGUCCUCCCAGCUUAUUGUAACCCUCCUAAUCCCUGUCCAGUUGGAUACACCGAAGAUCAAGGUUGUAUCACUGACUUCGAGAAUACGGCUGCCUUUAGCCGUGAGUACCAGCUCGCCCAACGUUGCAUGUGUGAUGGGGAGCAUAUGUUCAGUUGCCCUCCUGAAGGCCCCUCUGAAUUAGAGAUGCGGUUCCCUGAUCAUCAUAAGAAUUUGGUCGCCAAAAAAUAUAAGGACGACGACAAAGUCAGAUUGUUCUUCGAAAAUAAAAAAUGUGUACAUAGGAAUUACGAUAAGUGUCUCAUACUUAACACGGUUUUUGAAGUAUUAACUAUACUUAGUGGCGUUCUGUACCCAAUAUUAGCAGCAACCGCUCAUCUUUAUCAUGAU